CCAACCCCGCGAGACGCGUCGCUCGUACAGCGAAGAUGUUCUGUACUGCGCUCCAGAGCUCCUGCCACGGAAACCAGGUGCUGUAAUUGUGCGUGAAGAAAUGAAGGUGAUUCAGGAAGAACGACAGACUCGGUGAGUCUCGGUACUAGAGUCCCCAACUGUGAGAAGAACAGCGGUCAUCAUGAUAGACCUGAGCCACCUGACCGAGGAGGAGCAGGAGAUGAUCAUGACAGUUUUAAAGAGGGAUACGGAGCUGAAGAAAGCGGAGGAGGAACGAAUCAAACAGCUGCAGAAAGCUGUCCCAGAGCAAGAAAAACGCAAAUUUAUGUCAGGAGAAUGGUUCUACCAAGCAAAGUCACAGAGACACCAGGACACGAUUCAUGGCUCUGAAAUCAUCUUGGCAUCGAUGAAGCAAAGAAAACCCUCAGUUGUUGAGUAUUUAACCAAGUCGUGGGGUGGCAGAUCCAGAAGCUUCAGCCGAAAGGAUAGUGAUGGCAUCAUAACAUCACCUAAUGUAACACAAACUACUGAACCCUCAGAUCACCUAAAAGAGAGGGAAAAUGGUGAUACAUUUGCACAAGUCCAGCAAGAAAAACUAAACAUAGGCAUGAGAUCACCAUCCAAGCCAAGGCACAACCCAUUUAACAGUGUUCCAGUAGAGCUUGAUUUUGAGGAAACUGAUAUCGGCUUUACGUCAGGACAUGGACUCAGGAAAUCAUUAGACCGGAACUCUGGUUCACAAGUAAAAAACCAGGAAGCAAGUCAUGGUGAAGUUAACAGUGAUGUCUAUAACACCUCGCACAACAAACCUCCUGGUCAAAAGCCUGUGCCAAAGAAGAGGACCAAAAUCAACAAACAGCAUAGCUCUGUUUCAGACAGCACCAGCUCUGUGUCCAGCCAGGGUGCAUCCACCACAGCAGGCUGUAGUAUCAGGUCUCCACCAGCAAGAAGCAUCCCUAAACAUAGCUCCAAUGAGCCCAAUCUCAAGAGCCAGCUGCCCCAACCUGUAGUAUCCCUAAGCUCUGUACACAAAAACAGCAGUCAAGAAAAGGACCUUGAAGGAUCUAGAUUUUCUCUGGGUAGCACAGAAGAACCAGGUAGCAAAACCGAAAACAAAGAGCAAUUUAGCUCUCCUUCACCACUGAAGUUGCCAAAGUCACGCUUGCCAGUUAGAGCUCCAUCGCAACUGAUAAACCCUCCACAAGGUUUACAAGAAAAGCCAAAAAUAAAACCACGUCUAAGUCUGAACUCUAUCACAAGAGCAGAUGAUGGUAAAAAAGUUGAAGAACUCGUAAAGCAAAGAAGAGAAACAAAUAGUUGCCUUCCUCAGACAUCAAGUUUGGAAUUAGAGGGCCAAAAUAUUGCUGGUGAGAAUGCAAUGUUCACAUUGACUGACAGCUCUGAAAAGCCACUGGAUGAGAUUACUGCCCCUCAAGCUACAAUGCAGAAAUCUGGUACUGUGGAAAAUCAUAUGAGUCUGUAUCCAAAAUCCAAAAUGACAGGAACUGAAGAAAAUAUAAAGAAAACUGCUGUUGAUCAACAAUUUCCCAGAUCCCUCAACAUAACAGAUACAUUCAGCAAGACAGAUGUCUCUACUGACUGCAAGACUGACAGCAGCCCCGUUAUCUUUACUACAAAAAGAAAGACUAAUAGCCCCAAACAAGAUGUCAAAAUGGAAGUCAUGCCAGAUGAACAUAUUCCCACACCUACCGAUGAACAAGGAGAUUCCAUUGCCAAAGUUCUUGAGUGGUUUAGCAGAAGCUCAGACAGCAGUGAUAGGCUUGAUGCAGAGAGCAUUGCCCAAGACAUGGAGGACGACACCAAGAUUGAUGACAUAGACUUUGAUAAUGACAUAGAUCAGAGAACCAAACCAAGAGAUAAUGUGUACUUAAUCAUACCACGCAAAACUGAAGAGGUUCCAUCAGAAGUCAGUACAAUAUUUCUACAACAGACAAACUGGGGAAAUGAACAGAGUGUUGAUGAGCCUUCCCCGAUUUCUUCAAAAGAACAGAGAAGAUAUGAAUCUACUUCUUUUAAGGAGCCUCUCAUUAAGAAACCUUUUAUUGACUUUGCUCAUACUGCAAACAAUGUGCCUCCAGAGAUCUCAGAGGAAAAUAUUUCUGUAGGUGGGAAAGUUAGUCAAAAUGAGAACAGAAUCAAGAGAGAGGAAGAGAGUAAAGUCAAACUUGAAAACAUUGACAUCAAACAGACUCAAAAUCAACCAAAAGAAAUAACAGGUGCUGAAGAAAACCACCAACCAAAGAUUGCCAAUUUAAGAUCAUUCUGGGAGAAAGAAAACAUUGGUCCAAAGAUUUUGAUUGGCAAAUCUAGUGUACCUGCUAAAAAUGAACACUUCAUUCUUAGCGAUAUUAGCAGAAUGCCAACUGAAGGUGUAGAGGAACAGCAGAGAAAUGAGCAGAGCUUGAAAGUAACAUCUCCAGGACAUCAGAAACAAGUGAGAAUUGAAGAAGAUGUAGAUCUUGAGCAUGUUGGAAGUGGUAACACGACCUAUAAACCUCAAGUACCCAUUUUUACAGAUGAAUCAAACCCGCCACUGAUGUAUGCCAAGACUAACCAAAUACAUGCAAGCUCUCCCCUAGAGAAAGAUUUUACACAUUUAAAAUCACCUUCACCAUCCCUUGAAAGUGGAUCCUUGCUAGCAGGUCAAAAUAGUGAUAGCAGAGGCACCAUCAGCAUCAACAGCAGUGAUGCAGAUCACACUCCUCCAAAAGAAUUGGAGGCAAAAUCAAGACCAGCACCAAGGACAAACCAAGCACCUUUUGUUAAGCAGAAUUCCCAGCAAGAGAACAUGGCAGAGAGGAUCAAGCAACUCAAGUCCUUCUGGGAGAAAGAAUCUAGAACAUCAGCAGCUCAAAACAGAUCGACUACUACUGCUCGACUGAACCAAAGAUUUACAAAAUCUGAGUUUGAUCUCAGAACAAUAGGUACUGAGUAUUAUGACUAUGAUGAUGAUGAGGACAGUUCUGCCAGAGGUAGGCUGUCUCCAAAUUUGUCGGUGCAUCCACUACGGAAGGAUAAGCCAGUUGUGAUGGAUGGUAUGAGCACUUCACAGUUUAAGAACCUCCGUGACUUCUGGGGAGGAUCACCUACAAAACCUGGACAAAGGUCACCAGUUUUUGAAAGUGGAAAUCAGAGAUCCUUAAGUCCACAAAGCCAAAAUGAACGAGCCAAUGCCAAAGACUUUGUAAAUGAAAGCCAGAAUAGCAAAACAUCCUCACCAGCCAAAACCAGAGUAUUCCAGUCUCCAUUAAAGAAGAGGAUUAUGUCAAGACAAGAAUCUGGAUCGAAAACUGAAACUCUUCAGCAACAGAAAGGCUCUCAGACCUCUUCAGAAGCCGCAAUGGUACCUAAACCUCAGGUUGGUCAAGAGUCACAACCUAAACAUGGUAGAAGAAAUAGCAAAGGCAGUCUAAACGGAAAAGCAAAUUCCAUGCGGCGUGCCGCCAGCAUGUUUUCUGUGAACACUGCUGUUGAGGAGCAAAGCCAGGACUUAAAUCUCCAGUCCAAGAAGCCCCAGGGUACCAAUCUGCAACAGGUUAAAAAAAACCCAGAAACUAGCAUCACACAGUCCAGAAAAACACAGGAAGCUAGCUAUACCCUGCCAAAAACAUCCCCAGAAAUCCGAGACAGAAACACUCAUAGAAGACCGUCGCGUACCUCAGAAGAUUCUGACUCUCAGCCUCUUGCUAGAUCCUUCAUCCCACGGGACUACCAGCAUUACCUUGGCAUCACAGAGGACAAAACUAUGUACACUCCACCUCCAGUUACAGAGCAGGUUGACGAUUUUAUGUGCACUUCAUUUACGUCAUCUCCAGAGACACACCGCAGCUGUAAGUGUACCCCUGUGAAAACCAGCACUCCAGUACAGGGUUCCCCCGACCUUCAAACCAGGAGAGGGAGCCUGGGAUGCUACUCAACCUCACAAACUGAUGGAAAUGCCACUAAGGGGAAUAUAAACCGUGAAAAUGAAAGUGCUAUUCAGAAAGCUUUGAGACGAGCUUCAACUAGACCAGUGUACCAUAAAAGCAUGGAAGACAUCAGCGCUCCUCCUAGACAAGACCAAAAACAAACGAAUGACUACAUGCAGAGCAACUAUGAUGACUCUAGCACACUUGUCCAGACUUCCUUUGCCACAUCAGACCCAGUGCACCUGAAGCAACUCAGCAAAUCAGUGCCCUCAUUCCUGCAAAAAGAAAGUGACGAAGGAGAGAGUGACUCCGAGAGCAGUUCCCGGAGUGGUGUGCCGCAGUGGAAUAACAGACAAUUCACCGACCUCAGCAACUACUCUGGAUCCACCUCCCUGUCUUCUGUUAGCGGCAGCGUUGUGAGUGUGUACAAUAGCGACUACAGCAGUGUUGACGUCCAAGGAAGCAUCCAGUUUUCAAUAAACUACGUGCACAAGUUGAGGGAGUUCCACAUCUUUGUUGUUCAGUGCCAGAACCUGGCAGCAGUGGACACCAAGAGGAAUCGUUCUGACCCGUAUGUUAAGAGUUACCUCAUUCCUGACCCUGCCAAUUUGGGAAAAAGAAAAACUGCGGUGAAGAAGAAAACACUGAAUCCUACAUACAAUGAGAUUCUUAGGUACAGAGUUCGAAUGGAGUACCUGAUGUCCCAGAUUCUGAACCUUUCAGCAUGGCACAAUGACACAUUCGGUCGUAACAGCUUCCUGGGUGAGAUAGAGCUCGACCUGUCCUCUUGGGAUUUUAAUGACACAGAGUGGAAGCUUUUACCUCUUAAACCGAGGAAUCUCUUCACUCAGACCCCAAACAGCCUCCAGCCGUCUGACUUGAGAGGACAGAUGAGACUGGCCAUACGUUUCUUGCCUCAGAUUUCCCACUCAAAGAAUAUUCCUGGCUCUGGUGAGGUGCAUAUCUGGGUAAAAGACUGCAAGAAUCUCCCUCUCAUCAGAAGUCCAACCAUUGACCCAUAUGUAAAAUGCUUUGUACUUCCUGACACCAGCAAAAAGAGCCGUCAGAAGACUCGGGUGCUGAAGAGAACAGUCAACCCCGUCUUUAACCACACUAUGGUUUAUGAUGGCUUCAGGGCAGAGGACCUGAAAGAGGCUUGUGUGGAGCUUACUGUUUGGGACCGUGACCGACUAGCCAAUCACCUGCUAGGAGGCUUGAGGCUCGGCAUGGGCACAGGAAAGAGUUACGGAGUACAGGUGGACUGGAUGGACUCUACGGCAGAGGAAGUGACUUUAUGGAAGAGAAUGAUGGACUCUCCCAACGAAUGGGUGGAGGGCAUGUUACCACUGAGGAUGAUAACAGCAGCCAAAAACACAUGGAAAUGAGAUUAUAGGGACAUUUAUCAAAUCACAUCUUUCAAAAAAAAUAUUUGUCUAUAUAUAAUAUAGUGCAUUUGUUGAUUUUAAGUAUGAUAGAUAGGCGUUUUGGCCCCCAUUAUACCUUGCAAUUAACAUCUUCUAUUAUAAGUAUAUAGGUUUUCUCUAGCUGGAUUUAUUUAUUGCCUUCGCUUCUGUGUUCAAUAGAAUUGAAAAGAGAUCAGAUCAGACUUAUUCAGCCAAUAACAUAAUAUCUGAGAUCAUUAACCAGUUUCAAAACGCUUUCCAUAAAAGUUAGUUAAUCAAGGUCCGAAAGUGGAUGUUCAGGUGAUUCCUUUCUAAUGUAAUCUAUUUGUGAAAGGUUACACAUUUAUAUAGCAGAUGAGAAUAGCAUGUUUGUUAAAUCAGUGCUGAAGAAGUUUAAGGAUACUAUUUAAGGGCAAAAAGCUAAAAUCCAAAGCCUUGACCAGACGCAAAAAAACGAUUCAAGCAGGAACGGAGGGAAACAGAAUGCAUGUAUUGUAAUAAACUGUGUGGGGGAACAGAUUUGUUGCCAAAAAUGUGCAAAGUGGGUGACUGCUUUAUUUGUCAAGCUCGCCUGUACUAACACCACAUCUCAAAGACAUACUGUACUACAAGCAAAAUAAUGCAGGAUACACCUAAUAAACAUGCCAAAAAAAUGAAUAAACAAUGUUUGUCCACCACUCAAAUUUUUUUUAUCUUG
This is a messenger RNA of Puntigrus tetrazona (Sumatra barb), 6029 nucleotides long. It is a transcript of the gene sytl2b, whose product is annotated as synaptotagmin-like 2b. The record is from RefSeq and is a predicted model, not a curated record. Gene Ontology annotation, cellular component: plasma membrane; exocytic vesicle. The coding region runs from base 182 to 5314 and encodes 1710 amino acids. Gene Ontology annotation, biological process: exocytosis; intracellular protein transport. Lineage: Eukaryota; Metazoa; Chordata; Actinopteri; Cypriniformes; Cyprinidae. Gene Ontology annotation, molecular function: neurexin family protein binding; small GTPase binding. The transcript has 19 exons.